AUGUCUCGGGCAACUGGGCCUACAACGCGCUCUCAAACACGCGCUUCAACUUCACACUUCACUGAAGAAAUGUCCACCCAAGAGGUAGGCGACCCCCCUCUAACCCCACCGAAGUUCAUGGAGGAGCUUCGCGCAACUUUGGUAGACCUCGGAGAUACCGACACUGUUCUGGGAAGGGAUGCCAAGGAGCUUCGGGACGCGACCACUUCAGUUGUUACUGAAGCCUGGCGCGAUGCCCCUCUCUCAGCCCAAGUAGGACGUAUGUCUCUAAGUCCGCGCCAACACGCAGCAAACCGACCCACUUCCCGCAGACGACGUUACGACCAGUCCUUUUCGCAAUCAGCUAAGGGGGAUCGGCGACGGGCGACCAACUAUUCGGGUGGCUCAAGGAGUUUAGACGGGAAGUGCUUCAAUUGUGGCGGCUUCGGGCAUAGAUCGCGAGAAUGUCCAUCUCCUCGCAAGGAAACACGCAACACGGUUCGUCCCCUUACACCGCAGCAGCCGCGUUCAUCCUCCCAGCCUCAUAUGAUGGCCUUCCAGGGUACCAGUCCGAAAGUCGACCCAACAGAAUCGGGACUUGGAGCUCCGCCAUCACAGUCACUAGGUCAUGUGGAUCCCCAACUUCAGCAGCUGCGGAUAGAUGCUUUGAUUAAGCGCAAUCAUAAACUGUCUCAACGCGUGUUUCAGGGGCAACACCCUGGACACGGUUUUUCAUCUUCAACUGCAUCUUCUUCUUCCCCAUCCGUGAGUUGCUUGUUUUUGACUGUGUGUGCACUUUCUCUACUCGGCAUGAGCAAUGCAACCUCUGCUUGGCUGUGCCCAUCUGACUCUCAUGACCAGAUUAUUCGCAUUCCAUUUUCGUAUAAUUGUUCGAAUAUUAUGCCAUCUACAAAUGCUACAGUUGAUUCUUUGUCUCUUAAUAUUUUUCGUCCCAACACUAGACGCUACUCCACUCCAGCCCAUUGGUGCAAAAUAGUAACUAACUCCGCUAUUUUCCCUGUUAAUUUUUUUCGGAUACCGUUCCAUUAG
This is a messenger RNA of Ostertagia ostertagi, 1029 nucleotides long. The record is from the annotation of a GenBank genome assembly. Lineage: Eukaryota; Metazoa; Nematoda; Chromadorea; Rhabditida; Trichostrongylidae.